Messenger RNA from Dendrobium catenatum, 3346 nucleotides. Its product is annotated as G patch domain-containing protein TGH. Gene Ontology annotation, cellular component: nucleus. Lineage: Eukaryota; Viridiplantae; Streptophyta; Magnoliopsida; Asparagales; Orchidaceae. The record is from RefSeq and is a predicted model, not a curated record. The coding region runs from base 167 to 3178 and encodes 1003 amino acids. Gene Ontology annotation, molecular function: RNA binding. The transcript has 16 exons. Gene Ontology annotation, biological process: mRNA processing.
GGAAGAAAGCAAAAGCUCGUAUCUUUGCCCCAAUUACCCGCCUCGAAAAUUACCGAAACCCUGUGGAAGUCGUGGCGGGAGGCAUCGACGGGACCAGCGGGGUGAAGAAGAAGAUGUGUUCGUGAGACUUGCGGGUUCCCACUGAGAUAUCGUAUUACAGAGAUCGAUGGCAUCUGACGACGAGGAUUUUGUCUUCUACGGGACGCCAAUCUCGCGGGAGGAGGACACCUCGGCUCGCAAGAGGAGGGCUAUCGCUGGCGCAGGCAAUCUCAGAAGCCUUCCUGCGUGGAAGCAAGAGGUGACAGAUGAAGAAGGCCGAAGACGUUUUCAUGGAGCAUUUAAGGGUGGCUUUUCUGCUGGCUAUUAUAAUACCGUUGGUUCAAAAGAGGGGUGGAGUCCACAGACAUUUACAUCUUCAAGGAAAAAUAGAGCUGAAGUGAAUAAACAAAGCAUCUAUAACUUUCUUGAUGAUGAAGACAUCAAGGAUAUGGGAGGGCAAGCAUUGGAGACGUCUCUCAAGUUUGAUACCUUUGGAUUCACAGCAACCGAACUUGCUCAUAAGCAGGCAGAGAGGGAACAGAAGAACAGGCCUUCGACAAUUCCUGGUCCUGUUCCUGAUGAAAUAGUUGUCCCUGCAUCAAGCUCUGUAGGAACCAAGCUGUUGUUAAAAAUGGGAUGGCGCUGGGGUUAUUCAAUCAAGGAUACUCAAGCUAGUUCACUACAUGAUGCUCGCAGGGAAGCCAGAAAGGCUUUACUUGCUUUUUCUGGUAAUGUUGGAGGAAAUAACCUCUCACAUGCUGAAUUCAGUCAACAUGAUACUGGAGAUUCCACCAUAAUGGACAAUGAUGUUCUCUUUUCAUCGCAUAGUACCCAUGCUUAUGUACUCAAUCCAAAGCAGGACUUGUAUGGCUUGGGUUAUGAUCCUUUCAAGCAUGCUCCUGAAUUUAAAGAGAGAAAAAUGUUGCAUGAAUCCAGAAAUAAUCAGGUUGUCAAAACAGGGGUUUCAAUGAAGGGAAAUCAUUUAGGUCCAAACUCAGGAAAAUAUGCCCCUGGCUUUGGGAUUGGGGCAUUAGAGGACCUUGAUGUUGAAGAUGAGGACAUUUAUGCUUCUGGUCUUGAAUUAUUCGUGAGUGAAGUAGAAGAAGAUCAGUUUUCAAGUAUAAUCGUAGAUGAUAAGCUCAAGCUGGAAAACUCUAAGAAUUGCUUACCUGGUUUUAAAGUUGCAUCAAGCUCUGAUUACAGUUUAAAACGGUUUCACCCUCCUGUUAUUCCACCUGAUUUUAAGCCUUAUCACAAUUUUGCAUCUCCUCUUGAAACUAUGGAAAAGUUUUUGGAUCCACCUCCUGCAGAAGUCCCUCCACCAGAAGAUGACAAUGCAAGGUUAUUGAUUGAUGGGUUUGCAAAUCUUGUUGCUCGCUGUGGAAAACUAUUUGAAGAUCUCUCCAAAGAGAAGAAUAGAUCAAAUCCACUGUUUUCAUUUCUUAGUGGCGGAAUUGGUUGUGAUUACUAUGCAAGGAAGUUGUGGGAGGCAAAGCAUAGGCGUUCAGAUCCGGAAAAACAGGCAGGUGUGGAAUCAGUUGUAUCCAACCACAAGAUGACAGCUGACACUCGUGGAAACGUUUUGGGUGAAAGACCACUAAAAAGGAGUUCAGACGAGACUUCAAAAUCUGCAAUCCAAACUAAAGUUGUCCACUUUCAUUCCAACCUCUCUGAUACAUUCACCCAAUCUGCAGCACUUGUUGGAUCAUCAGAAUGUGCUAAGCCUUUCAAAGAGGAUCCUGCAAAACAAGACAGGUUUGAGCUGUUUCUUAAAGUGAAGUACCAGGGAGGCCUUCGUUCAACAUCUUAUGGUGGUACAGAUAAGAUGUCAGAAGCGGAGCGAGCUCGUGAGAGAUUGGAUUUUGAGGAUGCAGCUGAUGCAUUAACAAAAGCAAAACGCAACACAGAAGAUCGUCUUCAAACAAACCAGCAGUCUAUUGAGUUCUCUAGAACUGGAGAUGAACGCUUUGUAUUACCAGUUGGACUGACACAUCGGUGUUCUCAAGAUGAAGAGAAGCUGAUAGAAAACAUUUUACCAAAAAGGGAAGAAUUCCAGUGGAGGCCUUCACCCCUAUUGUGCAAACGCUUUGAUAUUGUUGAUCCAUUCAUGGGAAAGCCACCUCCGGCACCAAGACCAAGAAGCAAGAUGGAUGCUCUGGUAUUCAUGACAGACUCUUUUAUGGAUGCUAAGAAUGAAGGAAUUAGCACUGCAAAUAGAAAUUCAUCUUUUGCUGCAGCAAAUAAAGACUCUUUGCCAGCUGCACAGUUAGAAGUACAGGAAGAACAGGUACUAACAGCAGAGCAACCUGACACUGAUCUGAGCUCAAGUGUGCAGAGGCCUGUUGAUCUGUACAAGGCUAUAUUUUCUGAUGAUUCUGAUGAUGAAGAUGAUGUGAGUUUCAAUUCAGUGGUUGAACCGGAGAAGAGGUCUGAUGGGGCAAACACAACUCUGAAUCGCAUCAUUGCUGGGGAUUUCCUCGAGUCCUUAGGUAAGGAGCUGGGAUUGGAGGUUCCUAUGGGUCCUUCGCACUUGGACAAGGCCAAUUCCACUAGUUUAGUCUCACCAAGUAAUAGCAAACCUUCUCCAGCUCUUGAAACAUCAAAUGCUUUAAUAAAUGAUAAGGAGGUUAGAAUUCAUGAAUCCAGGAUACCAGAAACUACAGGAAUCAGUGCAAAUCCAAGCAAAUCAUACAAAUCCAAUGAGACUGAAUCUGUUUAUAUUGAAGAAGGCAGGCCUUGGCCUAAUGAUUAUGGCUCUUUGAGGGACACGAAGAUCAUUAGUUCCAGAACUGGGGCUGAUGGCAGUUUUUCUUAUCAUGAAGAAAACAAGGCAGAUAAAAAAGAUCAAAAUCGAAAGCAUCGGAGUGGCUCACGGCGUCAACUGAGUAGUUCAGAUUCUGAUUCUUCGGAAGGUCGUCGAUAUCAGGACCGUUCCAGAUCAGGAAAAAAGGCUUCGUUAAAGAGAAAACAUUCAAGGCAUGAAAAAUACCACAAGCACAAAAGCAGCAGAACUCGACUUAGAUGUUCUGAUGAUGAGAGUGAUUCAGAGCUCUCAGAGGAUGGGGGAAGGGAUAGGAAAUCAAGAGAUCGGAGAAGACAUGCUGGUCGUUCAAAAUCUGAUGGCAAAAAGUACCGUUAAAUCUUGCAUUGUGGUUUGAAAUCUAAUAUAAUCAUUUGAGAUGUAUAUGGAAGUGCCAGUUGUUGAAAUUUUGUAUUUAAUAUCCAUCAUUUAAUGAAUGCCCAUUAGAUUUGGGGUUUUAAUAUAUAUAUUUUUGAAAUUGUUAGAUUCAUGCAAGUUUGAUACUCA